This is a messenger RNA of Gossypium raimondii (Peruvian cotton), 1155 nucleotides long. RefSeq names its product F-box protein At5g07610-like. Gene Ontology annotation, molecular function: protein binding. The record is from RefSeq and is a predicted model, not a curated record. The transcript is spliced from 2 exons. Lineage: Eukaryota; Viridiplantae; Streptophyta; Magnoliopsida; Malvales; Malvaceae. The coding region runs from base 1 to 1155 and encodes 384 amino acids.
AUGCUUUCCAAGAAAAGACCUCGCAUACGAAUUGUCCGAAGAUCCGAUAAAUAUUCUCAAAAUGCUGAGGCCAUUGCCAACAACUAUGAUCUUUUGAUACUGAUUCUAGUUCGUUUACCUGUUAAAUCUCUUCUUCGAUUCAAAUCUGUUUCGAAAACCUGGCACUCUAUCAUCUCCGAUCCCGAAUUCUCUCGUCGCCUUUCUCUCAACAUAUCAGGUUUGAAAGUUGUGCAGUCAUGCAAUGGAUUGCUAUUAUGUAGUAGCUCCCGUUAUUACAACAAUUUCAAUUAUGAUUAUUACAUUUAUAAUCCUACAACCAAACAAUUUGUUACUAUUCCUUUACCAAGUAACCUGCAGAAUGCUAGAGUUGUAUGUCGUUUGAGCUUAGCAUUUGAUCCAACCAAGUCACUUCACUAUAGAGUUGUAUGUGUUCGAGACCCCGACCCAUGGCUCAACAUUUUGGAUGAUCCAGAAUCGAACUAUGUGAGCCAACAAAUCGAAAUAUACUCGUCCCAAACUCGUUCCUGGAGACUCUCCGGUAGACCUUUCCUUUCCCAUGUCAACACUGGGUUUGGUGGUGGGCUGUUUUGCAAUGGUACCAUUCAUUGGCUUGGUGCAUAUAACAAUACUUCUUUCUAUUUCAACGUCGAAGACGAGGAACUUCGAGAUUUGCCAAUGCCUCCAAUUCCCGAUGAUUGGGAAGACCUUAGGCGGGUUCUGUAUUUCGGGGAAUCUCGAAACCAUUUGCAUCUUAUUGAAAUAUAUCGACCUCCAACAAGUCGAUUCAGUGUGUAUGAGGUUGAGAGUGAUUACUCUGGGUGGUUUGUGAAGUAUAACAUUAACCUUGAUCCACUAAUAGUUGCAUAUCCAGGAAUGGUAAGGACUUAUUGGGAUCCUUCGGAUUUGAAUUAUUACGCGUUUUCCAUUUUUUACAUUGUUAGGGAAGCAAAUGAUGAAGAAUCAUACAUGGUAUUGCAUAUACCUGAGAAGGUUAUUCGGUGUAGUCUAAAAGAUGGCAGCUUCAAGAAAAUAUGUGAUUUGGAUGCAAAUGAAGCUGAGUAUAGGAGCAGCCCUGCUUUGAUUUUAUUGGCCUAUUGUUGUGUUGGUGAAUUCAUUCAAACUCUAUCUCCUGUAUCACAACAAUCUCGAGAAUAA